Messenger RNA from Papaver somniferum (opium poppy), 1867 nucleotides. RefSeq lists its product as uncharacterized. The transcript is spliced from 4 exons. Gene Ontology annotation, molecular function: signaling receptor activity; abscisic acid binding; protein phosphatase inhibitor activity. Gene Ontology annotation, cellular component: cytoplasm; nucleus. Gene Ontology annotation, biological process: defense response; abscisic acid-activated signaling pathway. The record is from RefSeq and is a predicted model, not a curated record. The coding region runs from base 82 to 1686 and encodes 534 amino acids. NCBI's taxonomy places the organism in Eukaryota, Viridiplantae, Streptophyta, Magnoliopsida, Ranunculales, Papaveraceae.
GAGUCUCAAACAUCAUCCUAAAACGCUCUGAAAUAUUGCAAGUAGAAUAAUUAAUUAGCUAAAGUGAGUGUUUCAGAGAGAAUGAUGAAGAAAGUAAUCAAAUAUGAUAUGGAGGUAGCUACCUCAGCUGAUUCAGUAUGGGCAGUUUACAGUUCGCCGGAUAUCCCUAGACUUCUCAGAGAUGUUCUACUUCCCGGUGUCUUUGAGAAGUUAGACGUCAUUGAAGGAAAUGGCGGCGUCGGUACAGUUCUUGACAUUGUUUUUCCUCCAGGUGCGGUUCCUCGAAGUUACAAAGAGAAAUUCGUAAACAUCGAUCGCGAAAAGCGAUUGAAAGAGGUUAUCAUGAUCGAAGGAGGAUACCGGGACAUGGGAUGCACAUUUUACUUGGACAGGAUCCAUGUGGUGGAGAAAACCCCGAGCUCAUGCGUUAUUGAAUCUUCUAUUGUUUAUGAAGUGAAAGAAGAGUAUGCUGAUGCCGUGUCUAAAUUAAUCACAACUGAACCAUUGAAGUCGAUGGCGGAAGUCAUCUCUAAUUACGUUAUACAGAAAGAAUCAGUUUCGCCAAGAAUUAAUAUUCUCGACAAGCAAUCUCAAGUGAAGAAGGAGAUUCGAUACGACCUGGAGGUACCAACCUCGGCUGAUUCUAUCUGGUCAGUUUACAGCUGCCCUGAUAUCCCUCGGCUUCUUAGAGAUGUUCUACUUCCCGGUGUGUUCGAGAAAUUGGAUGUCAUUGAAGGAAACGGUGGCGUUGGGACUGUUCUUGAUAUUGUUUUCCCUCCAGGUGCGGUACCACGUAGUUACAAGGAGAAAUUUGUUAACAUUAACCACGAGAAGCGAUUAAAAGAAGUGAUUAUGAUCGAAGAAGGGUACUUAGACAUGGGGUGCACAUCUUACCUGGAUAGGAUCCAUGUAGUUGAAAAAACCUCUAAAUCUUGUAUCAUUAAAUCAUCUGUGGUUUAUGAAGUGAAACGAGAGUGUGCUGAUGCCAUGUCUAAGUUAAUCACGACAGAACCAUUGAAGUCGAUGGCAGAAGUCAUCUCUAAUUACGCUAUCAAGCAACAAUCAGCUUCUGAGAGAAACAUUCCUAAGAAGCAAUCUGCUCUAAUUAGGAAAGAAAUUAAUUACGAAACGGAGGUGCAAACCUCAGCUGAUUCGAUUUGGAACGUCUACAGUUCCCCUGACAUCCAUCGACUACUUAGAGAUGUUCUGCUUCCUGGUGUUUUCGAAAAGCUAGAUGUCAUUGCAGGCAAUGGUGGCGUUGGUACUGUACUGGAUAUUGCUUUCCCUCUAGGUGCAGUUCCGCGGAGGUAUAAGGAGAAAUUUGUGAAGAUUAACCAUGAGAAGCGACUGAAAGAAGUGGUUAUGAUCGAAGGAGGAUACCUAGACAUGGGUUGCACAUUCUACAUGGACAGGAUCCAUGUCUUUGAGAAAACCCCAAACUCAUGUGUUAUCGAAUCCUCGAUCAUUUACGAAGUUAAAGAAGAGUAUGCUGCUAAAAUGGCUAAGCUAAUCACAACAGAACCAUUGGAAUCCAUGGCAGAAGUCAUCUCUGGUUAUGUUCUUAAGAAACGGCUCCAGGUAUUCGGAUUCGAGAUUAAGCCAAAAUUAAGAUUCAAUCUUUUGCUAUGUUUGAUUAUCUGUUUGGCUGUAGCCGGAGGUAUGUUUGUCGCUGGUUUUCCACUCUAAGCUUAGAGGGGAUUUUCUUAAAUGCAAUUUUAUUUUAAUAAAUAAAUAAUGGUUUUGAGCCUUAAAACUACGCAUUCAUACUGUUCCGGGGAGGUUGGCUUCCAAUUCAUACAAUUUGUAAUAAGAAAUUCCCAAGUUCUACAAGAUGAAAAAUGAAGGUGCUUUAGGCAAUGUUUGAAAA